This is a messenger RNA of Westerdykella ornata, 3714 nucleotides long. RefSeq lists its product as uncharacterized. Gene Ontology annotation, molecular function: histidine phosphotransfer kinase activity; phosphorelay sensor kinase activity. The coding region runs from base 138 to 3398 and encodes 1086 amino acids. The transcript is spliced from 2 exons. The record is from RefSeq and is a predicted model, not a curated record. Gene Ontology annotation, biological process: phosphorelay signal transduction system; protein autophosphorylation. NCBI's taxonomy places the organism in Eukaryota, Fungi, Ascomycota, Dothideomycetes, Pleosporales, Sporormiaceae.
CGCCUCGCUCAACCGCCUCAGUGCCGUGGCCAUCCCCCGUUAGCGACCCCGACGUCCUGCGACUCGAACAUCGCUCGUUUCUCGACCCUCUAUAUCUGUCUUCGCCGCGGCCACUGACGCUCUAGCGCUGCUCAGUUAUGGUCAAAAUGCGCAUCCCCAUCCGCGAACAGUUGGCCUUGCUCGUUUUGCUAGCCUCAAUGAUUGGUCUCGCCAUUGUGGCCAUAGCAACAUGGGUAUCAAAUCAUAACUUCGUCCUCUCAAUUCGAGCCUCGCGCCUCUCUCUCACUGCGACCCUCAAGGCUGCCCAGCUCUCUUCAAACAUGCUCCUGAUGCAAUCCACUGUGAGGGGUCUCAGUACGCGCCUUUCCAUCCAGGCGGCUCUAAAGCGGUACUACGAGGGGAAUAAUACCGAACAAAACUGGUCUAGGAGCUUUGAUGAUUUGCAAACCGUCUUCGCAAGUGCUGGAGCUGGCUAUCUCGUCAUCCAAGCCCGCAUCUAUCCGCAAGAUCCAUCACGAGGUCCCGUCGUCAGCUCUACCUCCGACGUACACAAAUCCGUCCCUCUGCCCUACACCACCCCUGACGGACAGAUAGCAACCCUGGGCGACUCCAACUAUGGCUUCAUUCCCGACUUGUAUCCAAACCUCACUGUCUCUUCCGCACCCCUUAACGCAACCGCCAACAUUACUACUGGAGUCUGGCAAGGAAGAACAGUCAACGUAGAUCAUCCCCUUCUCUGUGGACCUUAUUUCAUCAAUGAUACCUUUAGUCUGCUGUCCAUCACCAUGCCCAUUAUAAACAACACCUCCAGCAUCGAGACCCUCGGAUGGGUCACGGCGGUUCUUGAUGCCCAUCUCAUUGCCGACGUGGUGAAUUCUGGGGAGGGAUUACACAACACAGGCCUUACCAUGCUCUUUGGCCCAGACAACCAAUUCAACUCUUUUCCCGAGGGUUACCUGUACACCUCUCCGAACCCCCAACCACCGCACAGCGCCGAUGUCAGGUUGGUUCUCCCUCCGACUCGUCGAAAUGAUCCGGCAGCGAGACACGAUUCUUAUGGCUUUGCUCAAAACGCACGGCCACUCGACUGGAACCAAUAUCCGGCUGUCAAAGAAGGCUUCACCAGGUCGACCGGAGAGACGAACAACUCCGGAAGUCUCAUCCACACCCACAACGAAGAGGGCCAAAACGUUGCAGUGGGCUAUGCAAAUAUCCGUUCAGACAUGGUCCAUUGGAUUCUAGUGGUUGAGCAACAGCAUGGGGAGGUGUGGGCGCCCAUCAAUCACCUUCGAAACAUCAUCAUAGCUUGCGUUUUUGGGACUCUCGGCGCAAUGCUCUUGAUAGCCUUCCCCGUAGCGCACUAUUCCAGCAGGCCUAUCAGGAGAUUACGCGAUGCCACCAGAAAGACUGUGGCCCCGCACGUGUUUGAAGACGACAGUGUCAGUUCCCAGCAUGACGGUGACGACCACGAUGCUGCAUUGGCCCGUAAAGAAGGCUUUCUCGACAGCAUCAUACACUAUCGCCGAAAUCGCAAAGCGAGCAAAGCCGAAAAGCGGGAGGAGGAGCGGAGACGCCAGUUCCGCAUCCCGAGCAAAGUGAAAGAUCGCAAACAUUUCAUCCAUGACGAACUGACCGACCUCACCAAAACCUUCAACGAGAUGACUGAUGAGCUGAUGAUGCAGUAUGAGAGAUUGGAGGAAAGAGUCCAGCAACGAACUGCUGAACUAGAGCAAAGUAAGAAGGCCGCAGAGGCUGCCAACGAAAGCAAGACUCUGUUCAUUGCCAAUAUCUCUCAUGAACUGAAGACGCCCCUCAACGGUAUCCUAGGCAUGUGCGCCGUUUGUAUGUCUGAAGAUGAUCCUGUCAAGAUAAAGCGAUCCCUCGGAAUCAUUUACAAGAGUGGUGAUUUGCUGCUAAACUUACUCACCGAUCUCUUGACUUUCAGUAAAAACCAAGUACCUGGUCAAUCCUUGAGUCUGGAUGAGAAAGAGUUUCGACUCAGGGACGUGAGCACCCAGGUCGCUGCCAUCUUCGAUCGACAGGCUAAGGAAGGUGAAAUUGAUCUGCGGAUCAAAUACGAAGGCCCCUAUGAGGCCAACGCAGAUGAGAACGGCAGGCUGAUAGGAGAAGGAGACCUAGGACCGUACGGACUUGGCCGACUGAAAGACAUGGUUCUUUACGGAGAUCAACACCGAAUCCUCCAGGUCGUCAUCAAUCUGGUCUCUAAUAGUCUCAAGUUCACACCGCCUGGCGGUUCAGUGACUGUCACCAUCCGUUGUGUCGGCGAAGCUAUCCCGCCCAAUAGUCGCAAAGCCUCGUUGCAGUCCAGGCAAAGCUCCACGCGUAACUCCAAACACCGGAUCAGGAACUCAAUAUCAGAGGUAGGCUCCGCCACUGUUUCCUCUCCCAGUCAUUUCGGGACGGCCAAUGUAAUCAACGCAUACGAUAAGUAUGGAGCGUACUCCCACAUUUUCGCUCAGGAAAGGGCGCCAACACCCCCACCCGGCAGGUGGUUGUCUUUCGAGUUUGAGGUCGAGGAUACCGGUCCGGGGAUCCCUGAGAAUCUCCAUGACAAGAUUUUUGAACCUUUUGUUCAAGGCGACUUGGGCCUGAGUAAGAAGUAUGGUGGUACGGGUCUAGGACUGAGUAUCUGCUCACAACUUGCCGGUUUGAUGAAAGGGACGAUCCACUUGAAGAGUGAAGUCGGACACGGAAGUGUCUUCACCAUGUCCAUCCCGCUCAGGCACCUCGCUAGCCGGGCCGACAGCACCGCGAGUUCAAGCAACGUUAACAUACUCGGGGAAGCAAACCCACCUCUCAGCCGGCCUAGCUCAUUUGACGAGACAAGGCAUCGACGAAUGAGUGAUGAUGCGCUCUCGGGACAGUCGAUCCAUUCCACCUUGAGCAAUCCUCUUCCGGCGACUACUGUCAGCGGGCCCGUAGCAUUUGAGACAGAUUCAAAACCUCGCCUGAUUGGCCUGAGCCAGCCCUUCUUCGCCUCGACGACUCCCCUAGAGUCACCAAACUCCCAAUCGGCAGCCAUGCAACGAGUUGAAGCAGAGGCAACGAAGCGCGGCGACAAAAUUAAGGUCUUGGUCGCCGAAGACAAUAAGACCAACCAAGAAGUCGUUUUACGUAUGCUGAAACUUGAAGAUGUGUACGAUGUUACUGUUGCCAAAGACGGCCAGGAGGCGGUCGACAAGGUCAAGGAGAGUAUGGAGCACCACAGCCCUUACAAUCUCAUUUUCAUGGACGUUCAAAUGCCGAACCUGGAUGGUCUUCAGUCUACGCGGUUGAUCCGGCAAUCGGGGUUCUCGGCUCCUAUCGUCGCACUUACUGCAGUGAGUGUUAUACCUCCGAACAACACGAACAUCACUGAUGAUCAUACAGUAUUCUGAGGACAGCAACAUUCGCGAGUGCUAUGACUCCGGAAUGGAUUUCUUCUUGUCCAAGCCGAUUCGGCGACCCGCGUUGAAGCACGUUCUUAAGACCUAUUGUGCGCCUAUACCAGAGGAAGAUGCAGAGGCCCCGACUGCGGCUCCAACAGAAGCUUCCUCUUCGGUAGCGGACAUUCAGGCUCCGCUCGCCCCGUCUGCGCAACCGCAGGCUGCGGAGGCAACUGCGCCCGUAGCUACUCCACCCUCUCCAGCGAAAGGCUCGCCUUCGAUUUCUCCUUUGGCCCGGCCGGAACAGUAAUCAGCCAUCAUACCUUUA